AUUACAAACAGCCACGAAGCUUCUGACCGAGAGUAACCUUCUUUCUCAAAGCAGCAGCAUCGCCUCCGCUAUAAAAGGAUGACUGAGAAAAAAGCACGUCUGUAAGAGCCAACGACGUCCAGUGUAGAAGACAACAAUCAUAAUAAUAAGGUGAAAAGGAAAAGGUUACAUUAUUUUCUUCAACGGAAUUACAGUUUAUGACGGGACGGAAAGCAUUUGGGGAGAGCAGAGCGAAGUGGUGAGGUGGUACGGUUGGAGUGGUCCAGAGGCAAUAUGGCUGUAUCUACUCAGCUAGGCUUGCUUUUGUGGAAGAAUUUCACAUAUCGUCGGAGACAAACGCUCCAGUUGAUAAUUGAGAUCAUAUGGCCCCUGUUCAUCUUUUUCAUCCUGAUAUCAGUUCGUCUGUACUACCCUCCUUAUGAGCAACAUGAAUGCCACUUUCCCAAUAAGGCCAUGCCAUCAGCAGGCACACUGCCCUGGGUUCAGGGCAUUAUCUGCAAUGCCAACAACCCCUGCUUCCGUUACCCCACCCCAGGAGAGAAGCCUGGAGUUGUGGGCAACUUCAACGACUCCAUCAUCUCACGACUGUUUAUUGAUGCCAAGAAGAUUCUCCUGUACAGCCAGAAUGAUAAGAGCUUUGAAGGAUUCAAGGGACUUGUUCGGGCUUUAAGAAAAUUGCAACGUAACACUGCUGGUUUCAAGCUGAAAGACUUUCUCCGUGAUAAUGAGACCUUGUCUGGGUUCCUGGAGCGGAAUGCGACUCUUUCAAAGCACGCCGUCCAUCAAAUUGUGGAGGCUGACGUUAACCUGGAGAAGGUCCUCAUCAAAGGUUUUGGUGUGCACCUGAAAGACCUGUGCAACAACACCUCCCUGGACGACUUUGUGGAUAUAGCAGACAAGGAUGUAGCACAACUGACCCAAAACAUCAUUUGCCAGUCUUCCACCGAGUGGCUCGAUCAGGCAGAGAGAAACUUUCUGUCAAACCUGGACUUCCUUAAGCCUAUACGGAAGGAUGUGAGGUCUGACCCCAAGGUUGUUCAAGAGGUGUCCUCAGCAACAGACAACCUACUUGAGAGCCUGGGAUCUUUAGCCGUGGAGCUGGCGAGCAUGAAGAGCUGGCGAGACAUGCGUGCAGAGAUCCAGUACCUGACUGCCAACGCCACACGCUCUCCCAGUCACAUGUACCAGGCCGUGUCCCGCAUCGUGUGUGGGCAUCCUGAAGGUGGUGGCCUCAAGAUCAAGUCCCUCAACUGGUACGAAGACAACAACUACAAAGCCCUGUUUGGAAACUAUGGCAACAGCAGUGAGGAUGAACCAGUGUCCGCCUAUGACAACACCUCCACUCCUUACUGCAAUAAUAUGAUGAGGAGUUUGGAGUCCAGUCCGAUCUCUCGUAUGAUCUGGAAGGCCUUGAAGCCACUUUUGAUGGGGAAGAUCCUCUACACACCAGACACCCCUGCGACACAGAGGAUUAUUCAGGAGGUCAACAAGACGUUCCAGGAGCUGGGAGUGCUGCGUGACCUGGGUGGCAUGUGGGAUGAGUUCAGGCCAAAGUUAUGGAACUUCAUGGAAGACAGUGAGGAGAUGGACCUGGUCCGGACCCUACUACAGAACAAUGCUAGUGCCCGGUUCUUCAACGCUAAGCUGAGUGGAACGGAGUACCGGGUGGAGGACAUUGCCAGCUUCCUGUCCAAAGAGAGGCCCCCAGGGACUGCCUUUACGUGGCGAGAAGUCUUUAAUGAGACCGACCAGGCAAUACAGACCAUUUCCCGCUUUAUGGAGUGUGUAAACUUAGACAAGCUGGAGCCUGUGGCCACUGAAGAGCGUCUGGUGAACAAGUCCAUGCGUCUCCUAGACGACCGGAAGUUCUGGGCGGGAAUCGUGUUCCCAGACAUGCAGGCCAACAGCGCUGACCUUCCGCCCAAUGUCAACUACAAGAUCCGCAUGGACAUCGACAAUGUUGAGCGCACCAACAAGAUUAAAGACGGGUAUUGGGAUCCUGGUCCCAGGGCGGACCCUUUUGAGGACAUGCGCUACGUCUGGGGCGGCUUCUCCUACCUGCAGGACAUCAUUGAGAACGGCAUCAUCCGAGCUCUCACUGGCAGCAAGGAAAAAACUGGCGUCUACUUCCAGCAGAUGCCCUACCCUUGCUAUGUGGAUGACAUGUUUCUGCGUGUGAUGAGUCGCUCCAUGCCCCUGUUCAUGACCCUGGCCUGGAUGUACUCUGUGGCCAUCAUCAUAAAGGGCGUGGUCUAUGAGAAGGAGGCCAGGCUGAAGGAGACCAUGAGGAUCAUGGGAUUGAACAAUGGCACCCUGUGGCUCAGCUGGUUCAUCAGCAGCCUCAUCCCCCUGCUCAUCAGCGCCGGUCUGCUGGUGGUCCUCCUCAAGAUGGGGAACCUCCUCCCAUACAGUGACCCGGGGGUGGUCUUCCUGUUCCUGAGCUCGUUUGCUGUGGUGACCAUCAUGCAGUGCUUCCUCAUCAGCACCCUCUUCUCCCGUGCCAACCUGGCAGCUGCCUGCGGCGGCAUCAUCUAUUUCACCCUCUACCUCCCGUACGUGCUCUGUGUGGCCUGGCAGGACUAUGUGGGCUUCGGGGCCAAGGUGUUUGCGAGUCUAUUGUCUCCCGUGGCUUUUGGGUUUGGCUGUGAGUACUUUGCGCUGUUUGAGGAGCAGGGUGUGGGCAUCCAGUGGACUAACCUGCUGGCCAGCCCCAUGGAGGAGGACCACUACAGCCUCACCACUUCCAUCUGCCUCAUGCUGUUCGACGCUUUCCUCUACGCCGUCAUGACCUGGUACAUCGAAGCAGUCUUCCCAGGUCAGUAUGGCAUCCCCCGACCGUGGUAUUUCCCAUUCACCAAGACCUACUGGUGUGGAGAGGAGUGUGGGGGAGCUUCAACCUCUUCAGACAAGAAGAGUAAUGCUGAAGCUGUGUGCAUUGAGGAGGAGCCUACCCACCUUGCUCGUGGUGUCUACAUUGAGAAUCUGGUAAAGGUGUACAGCCAUGGCAAAAAGCUGGCAGUGGACGGCCUAAGUCUUGGAUUCUAUGAGGGUCAGAUAACAUCAUUUUUGGGCCACAACGGAGCUGGGAAGACCACCACCAUGUCGAUCCUGACAGGCUUGUUCCCCCCGACAUCAGGCACAGCCUACAUUCUGGGCAAAGACAUUCAAACUGAGCUUAGCACCAUCCGCCAGAACCUUGGUGUCUGUCCACAGCACAACGUCUUAUUCAGCAUGCUGACAGUAGAGGAGCAUAUCUGGUUCUAUGCUCGUCUGAAGGGGCUCUCUGAGGAGAAGGUGAAGUCAGAGAUGGAGCAGAUCAUCAAGGAUGUUGGCCUGCCAAACAAACGCAAAUCCCGCACCAACCAACUCUCUGGAGGGAUGCAGAGGAAACUUUCUGUAGCGCUGGCCUUUGUAGGAGGAUCUCGAGUGGUUAUUUUGGAUGAACCCACUGCUGGAGUUGAUCCUUAUGCACGUAGAGGCAUCUGGGACCUUCUGCUCAAGUAUCGUCAAGGCCGCACUAUCAUCCUCUCCACCCACCACAUGGACGAGGCAGACAUCUUGGGUGACCGUAUCGCCAUUAUCUCCCAUGGCAAGCUGUGCUGUGUGGGCUCCUCCCUCUUCCUCAAGACCCAGCUGGGGACCGGUUACUACCUGACCCUGGUCAAGAGGGACUUUGAGCCACCACUCAGCUCCUGCAGGAACUCCAGCAGCACUGUCUCCUACAUCAAGAAGGAGGAUAGUGUCUCAGAAAGCAGCUCUGAUGCCGGUUUAGGCAGUGACCAUGAAAGUGAAACCACAACUAUCGAUGUCUCUCUCAUCUCAAACGUGAUCUUCAAGCAUGUCCCAUCUGCUCGGCUGGUGGAGGAUCUAGGUCAUGAGCUCACAUACGUCCUGCCGUACGAGUCCGCCAAGGCAGGGGCGUUCGUGGAGCUCUUCCACGAGAUUGACGACCGCCUGACUUACUUGGGCAUCUCUAGCUAUGGCAUCUCUGACACCACACUGGAGGAGAUUUUCCUGAAAGUGGCGGAGGACAGUGGAGUUGACGUUGUUGACGUUUCAGAUGGCACCAUUCCAACACGCAGAAACCGUAGGCACGCUUUUGGGGACCAUCAGAGCUGCCUGAGGCCUUUCACCGAGGACGACUUUGACCUCAAUGACUCAGAAGGUGUGCCAGAAUCUCGUGAGACAGACUGGCUGGGUGGUGCAGAUGGCAAAGGCUCAUACCAGGUCAAGGGCUGGAGCCUGAGGAGGCAACAGUUUGUGGCCUUGCUGUGGAAGAGGUUCCUGUAUGCACGGCGCUCCAGAAAAGGCUUCUUUGCUCAGAUUGUGUUGCCUGCUGUGUUUGUCUGCAUCGCCCUGGUCUUCAGCCUCAUUGUCCCUCCAUUUGGAAAGUACCCCAGCCUGCAGCUAGAACCGAGCAUGUAUGAAGAGCAGUUCGCCUUCAUCAGCAACGACGCCCCUGAAGAUACUGACACAAACAUGCUCCUGGGUGCCCUGACUGAUGGCCAUGGAGUUUGGCCUAGUUGCACUGAAAGAGAUUCAGAUCCGAACGCUUUGUGUGGGAUCGCUGAUGAGGACUGGGCUGUCCCUGAGCUUCCUGUCAGUGUGAGUGACAUCUUCUUAACCGGGAACUGGACGAUGGAAAAUCCGUCACCCAGGUGCGAGUGCAGCUGUGACGGACGAAAGAAGAUGCUGCCGGAAUGUCCCCCUGGAGCUGGAGGUCUUCCACCCCCACAGAUUAAAGUCGGCGCAAAAGACACUCUGCAGAAUCUGUCAGGAAGAAACAUAUCAGACUACCUUGUGAAAACCUACGCUCAGAUCAUUGGAAAAAGCCUGAACAAUAAACUCUGGGUCAAUGAAUUCAGGUAUGGAGGGUUCUCACUGGGUGCCAGGAGUUCUCAGCUCAUGCCCCCUCCCGAUGAGAUCGAUGAUGCCAUUUCUCACCUCAAGAGACGCUUCAGCCUAGAAACGGGAACUGCAGCUGACCGCUUCCUUGGUAGCCUCUCCAACUUCAUCCAAGGCCUGGACACAAAGAACAAUGUCAAGAUUUGGUUCAACAACAAAGGCUGGCACAGCAUGGGGGCCUUCUUGAAUGUGAUGAACAAUGCCAUCCUGCACUCCAGCCUGAAGGAAGAUGACCGUGGCAAGUUUGGCAUCAAUGCCUUCAACCAUCCUCUCAACCUCACCAAGGAGCAGCUGUCACAGGUGGCACUGAUGACCACCUCAGUGGACGUGCUGGUGUCCAUCUGUGUGAUCUUCGCCAUGUCCUUCGUCCCGGCCAGCUUUGUGGUCUUCCUCAUUCAGGAGCGCACCAACAAAGCCAAACACAUGCAGUUUAUCAGUGGUGUUCAGCCAUUACUCUACUGGGCGGCCAACUUUGUCUGGGAUAUGUGCAACUACGUUGUCCCUGCAACCCUUGUCAUCAUCAUCUUUGUGUGCUUCCAACAAGAGGCGUAUGUCUCCUCCACCAACCUGCCAGUCCUGGCCCUGCUGCUGCUUCUCUAUGGAUGGUCCAUCACACCCUUGAUGUACCCAGCCUCAUUCUUCUUCAAGAUCCCUAGCACAGCCUACGUGGUCCUCACUAGUGUUAACAUCCUCAUUGGGAUCAAUGGGAGCGUCUCAACCUUUGUGCUGGAGCUGUUUGGCAGCAAUGAAGUCGGUGGCAUCAAUGAUAUCCUGAAGAACGUGUUCCUCAUCUUCCCUCACUUCUGUCUUGGUCGCGGCCUCAUCGACAUGGUGAAGAACCAAGCCAUGUCAGACGCCCUGGAAAGAUUCGGAGAGAACCGGUUCCGCUCCCCGCUGGCCUGGGACAUGGUAGGCAAAAACCUCUUUGCCAUGGCUGUGGAGGGCGUGGUCUUCUUCACCAUCACUGUGCUCAUCCAGUACCGCUUCUGCCUCAAGGCCAGGCCCAUCAAAACCCUCCUGACGCCUAUCGGGGAAGAGGAUGAGGAUGUGGCCAGAGAGAGGCAGAGGAUCCUGACCGGAUUAGGGCAGUCUGACAUCCUGGAGAUCAAACAGCUCACCAAGGUUUACAAGAGGAAGCAGAAGCCAGCAGUUGACCGCCUGUGUGUGGGCAUCCCUCCAGGAGAGUGCUUUGGCCUGCUGGGUGUAAAUGGAGCUGGGAAGACAAGCACCUUCAAGAUGCUGACAGGAGACUCUGUGGUCACCAGCGGAGAAGCCUAUCUUGCUGGUAAAAGUGUGCUCACGGAGAUGCAUGAGGUGCAUCAAAAAAUGGGCUACUGCCCGCAGUUUGAUGCCAUCAACGACCUGCUGACUGGCAGAGAACAUUUGGAAUUCUAUGCCAUUCUGAGAGGAGUACCUGAAAAGGAAGUGUGUGAGGUGGCAGAUUGGGGAAUUCGUAAGCUGGGCCUGGCGAAGUACAUGGAUAAAGCAGCAGGGAGCUACAGCGGGGGGAACAUGCGCAAACUCUCCACCGCCAUGGCUCUGAUCGGAGGUCCUCCCGUGGUGUUCCUGGACGAGCCCACGACUGGUAUGGACCCCAAGGCCCGGCGGGCCCUCUGGAACUGCAUCCUCAGCAUCAUUAAAGAGGGCCGCUCAGUGGUGCUCACCUCGCACAGUAUGGAGGAGUGUGAAGCCCUGUGCACACGCAUGGCCAUCAUGGUCAAUGGAAGAUUCCGGUGUCUGGGGAGUGUGCAGCACUUAAAGAACAGGUUUGGAGACGGGUACACCAUCAUCCUGAGGGUGGCGGGCCCUGACCCAGACCUUGGCCCCGUGAUGGAGUUCAUUGAGCACGAGCUGCCGGGCAGCACCCUAAAGGAGAGGCACAGAAACAUGCUGCAGUACCAGCUGCCAUCUUCUCUCACCUCCCUCGCGCGCAUCUUCAGCCUGCUCUCCAACCACAAGAAGCAACUGCGCAUCGAGGACUACUCCGUCUCGCAGACAACACUAGACCAAGUAUUUGUGAACUUUGCCAAGGACCAAAGUGACGAGGACCACUUAAAAGACAUUGCCAGCAGCAAGAGGGACGCCGUGGUGGACCUCUCCCAACUCAGCGCCUUCCUGGAGGAUGAGAAGACCAAGGAGAGCCUUGUGUGAUGGACCAGCCAUUCUCCCUCUGACAGGAACUCAGAGUGUUAUUUUAUUCUAUUUCUACUUUUUUGCUUUCAGUUUUUGUAUUUUUUUUAUUGAUUUUUUCACGUCACAUGUGCAGACUCAACUGAACUGAAGCACAGUGGUGAAACACAACUCAAUGCAAAUCAAUGCAAGAAAAAGCGAAUGAGGAGAAACCCACUAUGUUGUGGAGCGAGGGAGAGCCUGGUGCCCCUCGCUGGACCGGAACAACAAGCAUCAGACUUGAAGUCACUUGGACCAGCACUUCAUCAGUGAAUGAGGGCCUUGGGCUCAGUGACCAGUGGGUUUUUGGUCAUGUGUGUAGAAUCAAUCAGUCACUGCCAACAACCAACAUGUAAUUCAGGGUCGAGUCUCAUCUUUAUACCGAGUUACUGAUUUUCAAAAAGUUACAAUCCCAGCAGCGGUCUGUUGACCUAUUUCUUUUCAAAUAUUUUUGUUAAGUAAAAAGUAAUGUAACAUGAAUCUUUCAAUAUUGUUGUCAGUUGAUGUCAUGUGCAGUACCAGAAGAAGUAGGGUGCGGAUCUAACACUCCAAUGAGAGGGCAUUGGAAAAGCUUUAGACUGGAUUUCAGAAAGGUGAAACAAAAGAAAAUGCACCCUGUGUGGUGAGCUAUGGUGCUCAUGUAGACAGAGGCUAUUUAAAGCACAUGUUUUCCACAAUCAUUUUAAGUGAUGUUUCUGUCAGUUGGGACAGAUACAUUAGAACAUAGGUCCGUUGAUGCUUCACUGGUUAGACGGAGGGUUUUUUGGAUUAUAUUGCAUGCUUUAUGUUGAUCACAUAUUAGCCUAUAUAUGUGCAACAAAGCAUGUGCUCUGUUCUGUUGUUACGAGAGAGAAGGUUGUCAUAGCGACUGCAAUUUUUUUUUAUGCCUGUAACCUUUGAUGCUCUAUUUAAAAGACCAUUAGAGGAGACUCUGUCAGAAUUUCUUGAUUUGAUUCUCAUCUUUUGUAAAAUAAAAAAAACAACAAAAAAAAAAAA
Messenger RNA from Clupea harengus (Atlantic herring), 8070 nucleotides. RefSeq names its product ATP binding cassette subfamily A member 1a (gene abca1a). Gene Ontology annotation, molecular function: ATP hydrolysis activity; ATP binding; lipid carrier activity. The record is from RefSeq and is a predicted model, not a curated record. Gene Ontology annotation, cellular component: intracellular membrane-bounded organelle; membrane. Gene Ontology annotation, biological process: transmembrane transport; lipid transport. NCBI's taxonomy places the organism in Eukaryota, Metazoa, Chordata, Actinopteri, Clupeiformes, Clupeidae.